AUGACCAACUCGAGUUAUAUUGUAGUAGAGUAUGCUCAACUCUACCGUGAUAAUUCCUCAUUGAACAACGCCAAUUCCUUCGGAACUUUUCACAUCCUUUCCGGUCGACCUCAAGGCCGAGGAGAGUGUGUGUGUCUACGUAUGACUCUCAUCCCCUACACCUCCCUCCACUUGGAAAGCGAUAAUGAGCUGUCGCCAGCGGGUUGCUUUCAUUGGUUAUUGUCAAAAUCCGAACUGUAUUGGAUCCCAGCCAACAGGAAUUGUCCUCAACGAACCUCCGAUUUUUAUUCUUUCUACUUUCUUCGAGAUUUAAUUACGUCAGCUCUGGUUAGCUGUUUCCAAAGACUCUUCAGCUAUUUUAUUUUACCGGCUAUGCCCGUUGAUGAAGACGAGUACGAACCGGAGAAUUAUAAAGAGUUGAAUCACAAUUAA
Messenger RNA from Puccinia graminis f. sp. tritici CRL 75-36-700-3, 432 nucleotides. RefSeq lists its product as uncharacterized. The record is from RefSeq and is a predicted model, not a curated record. Lineage: Eukaryota; Fungi; Basidiomycota; Pucciniomycetes; Pucciniales; Pucciniaceae. The transcript has 5 exons. The coding region runs from base 1 to 432 and encodes 143 amino acids.